CAAAAGGUAAAAGGUAGCGGUUAACUUGAAAACUACAGCGUCAUAACAUCACAAGGCGUAACAGCCAUUUUGAGGUUUGGAGAUGUAAACAGACUAAUAAUAAAGGAUUUCUCAAACAUGUGUGAAUGAAACAAAACACUUCACUCCACUCCGGGUACAUUUUUCACGAGGUAACAACAUUAUAACACAACUGAAAAUCUGAUAAGAGUCAGUUUUUCCUAAUAUGGGUUUUUCAAGCUUUAUAAAAUGAUAUUACAUUGUAGUUUUGUUUUACAGACAAAUCCUGACAGCAAAGCUUCACAAUCCAUACUGCAAAAGUUGUCCUCAUACUUGGAGCUCCCUGUACUAUUUGAGAGGCCAUACAUCACCCAUGUCAUAUCUGUCAGUCUUAUGAAUGCAGGAUUUUUUGUACCUUAUAUUCAUCUUGUUGCACUUGGUCGCCAGGUGGGUUUUUCUGAAUACAAGGCAGCUUUUUUGGUCUCAGGGGCUGGCAUUACAGACAUUGUGGGCCGAAUAUUCUCUGGCUGGUUCACAGAUCUGAGAUACUUCCGAAUGAUUCACGUGCUAACUGCUUGGGCAAUACUUUUGGGGGUAUCUAUUAUGCUGAUACCCCUGAGCACUCUGGCAGGCUCUUACAAUGUGGUGAUGGUGUCCAGCCUGCUGUAUGGGUUCUGCAGUGGGGCUCUUACGGCUCUGCCCUUUGCCUUCGUGCCCCAGAUUGUGGGGUUAGGGCGUGUGCUGGGGGCCCUGGGGUUGUUGCAGAUGAUCGAGAGCGGAGCGGGACUCUUUGGGACACCCUUGUCAGGUUACCUCCAGGACAUCACAGGGACAUACACAGUCUCCUUUGUGGUGGCAGGCUCCUUUCUACUUCUAUCCAGCUUGGCACUAGCCUCUCAGCCCCAUUUCUUCUCACGCACAGAUCCACCACCACCUGAGCCACGCCCUUUAAGAUAAUGGAAAAACGUUUCAGAGUUUGAAGACGCAAUGGAAAAAAAAAAGUGAAACUGAAAAUGUGAAAAAGAACUACUGUUACGAGUAUUCCGAAAGUGACUCGGAACAGUGGGAUUACUGUAGUAAUAAUGCAAAUAUAUGUUUAAUUUCUGUGUCCUUAGGGAAUUGUGAAACAUAUUUUUACUUUGUAAACCAUGUUGAACCAUGUUUUUCUACGCACAUGUUUGUAUAUUGUAUCAGUGAAAGAUCACUGUGACCUGUCACUGACCUGUCACAGUGAAAGGUCACUGUGACCUGUCACUAACUUGUCACAGUGACCUGUCGCUAUCAUCUGUCAGUUUCAUCAGUUUAUAUCAUAGACUGUAUAAAAGGAUUUAUGUGAUCGAUGGGUCAUAUACACUUUGGAA
Messenger RNA from Boleophthalmus pectinirostris (great blue-spotted mudskipper), 1358 nucleotides. RefSeq names its product solute carrier family 16 member 13 (gene slc16a13). NCBI's taxonomy places the organism in Eukaryota, Metazoa, Chordata, Actinopteri, Gobiiformes, Gobiidae. Gene Ontology annotation, biological process: transmembrane transport; monocarboxylic acid transport. The record is from RefSeq and is a predicted model, not a curated record. The coding region runs from base 247 to 954 and encodes 235 amino acids. The transcript is spliced from 2 exons. Gene Ontology annotation, molecular function: monocarboxylic acid transmembrane transporter activity.